CGUACGACGGUACGUGAUGGUAUCACCAGACCAAGUAGGUUCCGCGGAGGGGCGGCGAGCAAUCAUAGUCAUUUGAGCUUUGUCUCUUAGCAACAUCUCCGUCUCUCCAGCAGGACAGAAUUACUUUUCUAUAUUAAAUCCUCACCGAGGUGCUUCAGCCACCGGUUAACAAUGCUCCAGUCUCUAGCCAGCAACUCCUGUGUGCGUUUGAUACAGAAUCACAAAUCGACGUGGUAUUUCGUCUCUCUGAUCCUGGGCUACCUUCUUUAUCUCAUAUUCGGCGCCGUCGUCUUCUCGUCGGUCGAGCUGCCCUACGAGGACCAACUGCGUCAGGAGCUGCGGGCCGUCAAGAAGCAGUUCCUCGUGGAAAACGAGUGUCUGUCCGAGGAGCGACUGGAGCGCUUUUUAAAGAAAGCCCUGGAGGCCAGUAAUUACGGGGUUUCGAUUCUGAACAACGCCUCGGCCAACUGGAACUGGGACUUCACCUCGUCGCUGUUUUUCGCCAGCACGGUGCUGUCCACCACAGGAUACGGUCACACGGCACCGCUCUCAGACGGCGGCAAGGCCUUCUGCAUCAUCUACUCCAUGAUCGGCAUCCCCUUCACCCUCCUCUUCCUCACCGCCGUGGUCCAACGGAUCAUGGUGUUCAGCACGCGGCGGCCCGUCACGUACGUGCACACGCGCUGGGGCCUGUCCAAGCAGCUGGUGGCCAUCGUCCACGCCACCCUGCUGGGCUUGCUGGCCGUCUCGUGCUUCUUCCUCAUCCCGGCCGCCAUCUUCUCGGCGCUGGAGGAGAACUGGAACUUUCUGGAGUCCUUCUACUUCUGCUUCAUUUCGCUCAGCACCAUCGGCCUCGGGGACUACGUACCCGGAGAGGCGGCCAAUCAGAAGUUCAGGGAGCUGUACAAAGUGGGCAUCACCGUCUACCUCAUUCUCGGUCUGAUAGUCAUGCUGGUGGUACUGGAGACCUUCUGCGAGCUGCAGCAGCUGAAGCAGCUCAGGAAGAUGUUCUACCUGAAGAAGGAGAAGCCGCAGGACCGCCUCGCCAUUUUGGAGCACGACCACCUCUCCUUCACCACCGUGUCCGACAACGCCGGCGCCAAGGGCGAGGACAAAACCAAGACGUUUAUCAGCGUCCCGACUCUGGUCUCUCCCAACGACGAUCCCAUGAUCCAGUAAAGACAACGGAUACAGGAGGGGGGGAGGAAAGAAGGAAGGGAUUAACUGGUAGCAGACGACAGGACAAGUAAAAACCAAUCACAGCUUUGGGCAAGCUUUAGUCGGAGCUAAAAUCGGUUAGGGCUACACAGAUGAGGCAAAGAAUCCCAGCUCCUGAACCGCAAAACUGACAAUAGACAAUAGUGUUAGGCAGCACAGACUUUAUCUACAUAAUAAAAGAGAAAUUAAUAUUUGAACAGCAGCUAUAAAUACAAAGUCGGCGAUAGAAGGAAAAGUCCUCUGCUGUAUUUAUGACUCACAAAAGCUAAGCGCCUUUAAAAGCUACAUUAUUUAUGGCACACUUAGGAAUAUUUGAUGAGGUAAUUCAUCUCUUAAAACUAGCCGAAAGACGGGAGAACCUCCCGCCGCAAAUUAGGACAUAGGUACGUACGUAUCUUUUAAAUAGAGUCUUUAGACAGGUCUCUGUACAUAAUUGGGUGAAUGUUUUAACUGUAGGGUACGAAGUCAAAGUGGAACUUUACCUGAUGCCUAAAAAAAAAAAAAAUCACCGAUGUUGUGUUCAUGGCCUGUUUUUUUUUUAUUUUUAUUUUCCAUUUGGGGGAUUUUUGAUUUCUCUGACUGUAAGCGGCAGGAAAAGAGAACUUUACACAUCUCUUAUUGCUGUCAGUAUUUAGUUAGUUAUUGAUUUUCAUUUUAAAA
Fundulus heteroclitus (mummichog) is the source of this 1878-nucleotide messenger RNA. It is a transcript of the gene kcnk1b, whose product is annotated as potassium channel, subfamily K, member 1b. Gene Ontology annotation, biological process: potassium ion transmembrane transport; stabilization of membrane potential. The coding region runs from base 172 to 1179 and encodes 335 amino acids. The record is from RefSeq and is a predicted model, not a curated record. The transcript has 3 exons. Gene Ontology annotation, cellular component: membrane. Gene Ontology annotation, molecular function: potassium ion leak channel activity. Lineage: Eukaryota; Metazoa; Chordata; Actinopteri; Cyprinodontiformes; Fundulidae.